GGACGUUUGUGUCUGCCUUCACGGUGUUGUGUGGAGCUCGGACCGACCUCCCCGACAGGCACAUCUGCUGUGUGUUCUGGUUGAACAUUGCAGCAGCUCUGAUUCAGAUCCUCACAGCGAUUGUGAUGGUUGGCUGGAUCAUGAGUAUAUUUUGGGGAAUGGACAUGGUCAUUCUUGCCAGUAAGUACAGUUGCAAUAGCCUCUUUUUUCAUUCUUUUUAUGGGCUUGAGGAAGUUCACCGCUUUGCCAUCUGGCAACAAUAAGCUAAGGCUAUUAUCUUGUGGUUUGUCCUGUUGGUGGGAUCUGAUUGCAAGGGCUGAAUAUAGGGUUUGCAUCCUUGCCCCAUCCACUCUUCCUUCUCCUUGAUAAAAGGCGCAUGGUUUGACCUACUCUGCUCUCCCAGUUGGGUACAACAUCAGGCUUCACAGAACUGUUUUUGAGAGGGACAUACCCACCUCAAAGUAGGGCCAGAAUUUUUGAGUGGGAAGAGUUCAUGCUUGGAGUUCCCCACUAUUUAGAGCAGGGUUUCCCAAACUUGGGUCUCCAGGUGUUUUUGGACUACAGCUCCCAUCAUCCCUAGUUGGCAAGACCAGCAGUCAGGGAUGAUGGGGAUUGUAGUCCAGAAAUAGCUGGAGAUCCAGUUUUGGGAAACACUGAUUUAGAGUGUCAGCUAGGUGCUAACGGGUGGCAGACUCCUGAUUUAAAGGAUUUGUUAGGAAACGUGAUGACUACGCCUGCAUUAGGGAGUAGUAAUUAGAGGUUAAUUUGCAAUCUUGCAGUCCACUUUUCAGCCCUAGAGUAAUCGUAGGUCUCUGAACCUGACAGCUAUUACAGGGCUGCUAUAUUUUUAUGACUGUACGGAGCUUCAAAAAGCCCAUGCCCACGUUUGUUCUUCCAGAGAGCCACGGCAACACAGGUCUGCCACCCUUUCAUGUGUGAAGGUGGGUGGACAGCAGCUUUUGAUAAGAGACACACAAUGAAUUAAUAGAACCAAUUAUCUGUCUAAAACUGUGCCUGACUAAGCCUUCUGUAUGCAAGCAGCUCGUGUAUCUUUCUUUUUCUCUUUUUUAAGAAAAAUGUUCAUUUUGUAUCACUCGUAUAUGUCAGCUGGAAAGAAACAGAUCAGAAAACAAAUUUGGCCUAUUAGUGAACCCAGUUUCUGCCUUCUUUCUAAGUAUUUUGAUCAUUUCAUUGGACAGAAGGUGGAAGGCCUCUAGAGGGCAUGCAUAUGAAGGGCUUUGCCAUGCCUCUGUGCAUUCAAGCAUUCAUUGUUUCUAUUAACAAUAAUGAAAAAAUAAGAAUAAAGGACUUCUUACUCACUUUAUACAAUAAGGUAUCCAUGGUGGAGUACAGCAAUAUAAAAAUACAAUAUUCAACUCUUGUUAAAGUAAUUUAUAAUCAGAGAAAACAAAGUGGGUCCUAAAAAUGUGUAUUUCAGGUGUCAAGGGGCAGAAUAAAGAGAUAUGAUGAAAGCUAUACAGUGAAGGCAGCAGGUGGACCGUCAGGAAGGGAAUUCCACAGUUUAGGAACUGCCACAGAAAAUGCCUUCAAUGACAUCCACUACGAGAGGGCACACAAUGUGGAUCUACGUGCUGAUGCCCAUGUGUGGAAGCUCCACACAACGAAGUCUUCCUGUUACACUACCAUUUCAGAAGUAGAAUAUCACGUUUCAAUGACUUUUUAAUUUUUCAUCUGCUCCUGGAAAGCUAGCAAGAAAGAUGACCUUACUUUUUUUGCACAUUCUAGCUUUCUACUGGCAGGGAGUUUUUGAAAUGAAGGAGCAUUGAAGCUUGCUACCUACCUCACACCAACUUUCUGAAGAGGCCCAGACCCAGAAAUGAUGCAUUGUGUGAAUUUCCAACCACAUGCAUUUGUUUUCACUUUCUGUCUGAGAGGUAGACCUAAUGUUAAGAGAAUGUGCAUAUUUAAGAGCUGGGGAAAGGCAGCUCUGCAUUGGGGCUUAAAGUUCAGCUUGAUGAGACACCUGCCAUUUAAGGCGCCCUCUUUUCCCAAGGCUUUCUGUGAUUUCAGCUCAAACCGUGUUGGAUACUGUGACAUACAGCCCUCCACUUCUCAGUUAUUUGCCCUUUUCCCCAAGUGGUGUUGCUGUCAUUGUUCUCUGUUUACAAAUGGGAAGAAGAAUCACACUGAAGUUUGCAGUUUCUGUACUAGCAGACAGGGCAAGUCAACAUGACCAUACCUCCAAUAUUUCUUGAAAAAAUUCUGGGGCGCCUCAUAGCCACCCCAGAUGGUGGCCCUGCUGCCAGCUCAGAUACCAUCACUGUACAUGUGAGGUUGUGUUUCUUUGCCCUAAUGUGUAUCACUUUGCCCUUUCUUCCAAUCAAGUGUGCAUAGGCUCAAGGUCUUAAAAGUGAACUUUGUGUAGUGCUCUCCUGUACCUUCUGUUUUAUGUCCACUUCUCUUAACUAAAAUGCAUGCAUGACAUAGUUGUGCUGCUAAGUAAGUUGUGCUCCAUGCACCAAGUCUUAUUGUCUUAGCUUGAAGUAGGCACAAGCUUUUAAAUUUAUAAUUUUGUCGUGGUUACUUCAUUCAUAAAAACCAAAUGUAAGUUCUUGCAAUUUAUGGAGCUGGGGGGAAAUCCUCUAUUAGUUUUGCAAGCCCAUUCUUAACUGUAGUAAAUUUCUGUUUAAUUGCUUAUCACUUUACUUGCUUGUGUUUUUCCGUUAUUGAUGUGCUUUGAAUAUUCCUGAUAGUUACGUCUUUCCUUUUCUCUCUUUUUAUAUUUCUUUCACGUUCUCUAAAUGAACAACAAAAGUUUCACAAGGUAUGUUUCUCCCACACACCUCUUUUUCUUAUUUUUACUGUACACUAAUAACUUAGUAUUGUGUUUUCUAAGGUAAAAUCCAUCAGAAAUCUAGAGUAUAAGAUGGGGUCCUCUUCCCAAUUUAUAACUGGGAUGUGCAUGUUCUACAUGCUCAAAUUUCUGACCCUGUGAAGUAAUUUUGCUUUCCUUCACUUGGUUAUAUUUUACUCCCUGGUAGUAAUACUUACAUUUCUGUGGGAUAAUGUAAAAGCUAUUCUGAUAUGUUCAAGUGUUAUAUGACCAAAGAUUUUCUUAGCUUUCAAAUGUUCUUGUUGCAGACUAGUUUUUCUUUUGUUAGGAAAUCAUUAGAAGUACACUGAAAAGACUCCUCUCAUGUAACAUUUGGCUCACUUGGAAUGUAUUCCUAAGUGAUCCAGUAACUACUUGCACAUGGAAGAAUUAUGCUGGAAAUAGUUAGUAGAAGUAGUAGUAGUAGUAGUAGUCAUGUUUUGCUCAUUUAGCCUUAUGUGAAUUUUAUCUGUUUAGUCUUAAUACAAAACUCCGUAAAGAAACAAAACCAUGCAGAUAAAAGCAAAACAUUUGUGCACUCAUUGCAGUCACAGAACUACGCAAUGCACACCGUCUUGCACAAUGAUCCCUCUGAAGAUGCCUUCCGCUUCCUCUGUUUGAUUUAUACCUUCACACCAGCUCCAUGCAAUCCCACAGGGGGCUGGUCCCUUGGAGUCUUAUGGCUCAAAGGGACCACAAGAGUAUUACUGGUAUUAUUUUGCAUGAUGGCUUUCACUUGAGUUUCAACUACAAAAUAACCUGUGGGAACCUUCUUCUUCUGCCUCUCACAGGGUACAACGAACAUAGGAUCCCUCAGCACUUGUGAUGCGGUUUGGCACCAACGAAGCACAAAGAUAACUUCGUUUUUGUCCUUCUUUUUCCUCUGUCCAGCGGAGCGGAGGUGCAGAGCGGCAGAGAGUGACCUUCACUGA
This is a messenger RNA of Podarcis lilfordi (Lilford's wall lizard), 3765 nucleotides long. The record is from the annotation of a GenBank genome assembly. NCBI's taxonomy places the organism in Eukaryota, Metazoa, Chordata, Lepidosauria, Squamata, Lacertidae.